GUUUGGGUUGGACUGGGAUUGUCUUGAGGUGAGGGGUAGUUUGAUGAUUUGGGACCUGUGAAAUGCGAGUAAGAUUUGGGAUGUCUGGGGUGCUUGAGGCAUGUGGGUGGAGACUUGCAAGUAUGAAGGAGUGCUGUGAUGAGGGGGUGGCUUUGAAGGGGUCCGGUUUAGUGAAGGGAUGCUUUGGGACACUUUAUGUUGGAGAGAAAAGAGGUGACUACAGGUUAGGCGUGUGUAACAUGGUGAGUGGAACAGGAUGGUUAUGGGAAGGGCUUGUUAGUUAUGUGGAUUGGUGAAGGUAUGGAGAUUUUCUGAUGGGCUUUUCUUAGGAGGCUUCAGGGCACAGGUUGGCGAGGGUACAUGCUUGGGAGCAGAUAAGGUGGCUGAUGUUUCUGAGAGAUUAAUGUAGUGGAAGAGCUUCAGAUCCAGACAAAGUUGUCACAGUGUGGUUUGGGCAAGGGUUAGGAGGACUCUUCGGUAAGGCAGUGCGGUUGAUGAGGGAGCUGAAUCUUGGGUUUGAGUUUUGUGGAAUACAUUUUCUGUGGUCAUUCAUAGGAGUAAGUGUAGGGUUUUCUACGUGCUUCCCUUUGGGGCUAAGAAUAAAGCCUGUAGAUUUAUAGGAGCCUAUGGGCUCUUGAUAGCCAAAACCCCAAUUUAAAAGUUGUGAUAGCAUCAUGCUUUUAAAUAGUUUUUACCCACUGCUAAAUCUGGAGAGUGGCUCUUAUUGCAUUGUGGGUCUGUGAUAUCAGUAGCUGGGUCAGCAGUGCUGUGAGCCUGGACCGAGAGCAGCUGGGAAGCAGCAGAUGGAUACAGUUACUGCAAUAUUAGAAGAUGAGAGACUUAAUGACAUUUCAGAUUUGCGUUUUUAUAUAUGUGAGAAAAGGAUAAAAUCCUGCUUGAUCCUGCAGAGUAGUAGUAACUCUUCCUCAUAAACAAUGUCUGGUUGAAACUGAAACCAGCACUUGAGCUGCAGCUCUCUUAAAUGUUUUGCGUUUGAUUGAGUUAGCCUGAAUCUCUUUCAUAUUCUGGCAUCCCACCUGUAGCUGUGGCUUUCUCUGAAGCUCACCUGCCUGAGGAAAGAUGCAUUAAGUGCAUUAGUUAUGAUCACGUAUCAAGCUGUUGCAUGUCCGGAAAACUUCACAGGCUGCUUCAGGAGCCUCCUGGACUGUGGUGACAUUAACUUAAGCUUUUUACUCUUCCACAGUAGGAAGAUCAUAACUUGACCAAAUAGUUGGAUAUGGUUGGGUUUGAAACUGUCCCAUCUGCCACCUCUGGAAAAAAGGGAAGUUUGACUUGGAACAGGGAGAGGAGACUCAAGAGAGAUCCUAGUGACAAACUGUUCCUUAUUAGUGUUACACCAUUCUUAGAAGGAAAUUUCUGCUUUUGAUGAUUAGAUAAAAUAAUCUCUUGAAGAACAGUUUUUUUAAGUAAUUCCCACCACAAACUAUGUGCUGGUUUGCAUUUGCCUUCUUAGCUUUUCCAGUAGAUUGUUUUCAGGCAAUAAGGUGGGAGUUUGGCAUUUGGAGAAGUGUUCUUGUGAAUUUUAUUCUGUCUGAUUUUAUUUGAAGGAGCUUUCGUAACAGCAAAGCAUAAGAGGUCUGAUUAAGGCUGCCUUAGUAAUCCCUAUGCAGCACUGGAGAGAGUCGGCUGCAACUUAGGAAGCGAGGCAUGGAGGAACUAUGCUUCAGAUACCUGUGGGAAUACCCUGAAGAGUCUUGUUUGUUAUAAGGCUGGUAAAUCUGUACCGUUUAUGUGAGUCUUGCACUAAACUGUUUUCUUUUGAAGUGCUGUUACAUGUAUAGGUGCUUCAGGUAAUGAAAGCCCAAGCUUGUUUACUUCAGUCAUCAAUUAUAAACUUGCUCUUCUGCAACAGUUGCUUUAAGUCUUUCUCAAGGUUUGUGCCUGCUUUGUGCCAGUAAAAUAGCUGGGCUGACAUGAUGUUAUUAAUCUUGAACACCAUAAGAUUUGAUUUCUGAUUGAUCUGAAGGCACAAGUGUGUUGCCAAAGGUCAGAACCCGAGUUCAAAGGCCUGCCACGUACAGUCCGUGGCAGAGACUUUGGGCUGCUAAUCAUGUGCAGAGAGAAAGAAAGGGUGGGUCAAUCUGAAAUAAUAAGAUCGUAGAUUUGCUUGGUUAUGUGCAGACCUUUGUUGAUCCAGGAAGUUUUGACAAUGCGCAGUCACUUACAGGCAGAAUUGGCUUACAAGUAGUUAAACUGUUGAGAGAGGUGACGUGGUAACUAUUAUUUGCCAGGGGCACAGAACACCUUCCAGUGUCCAAGUUCAGAGGAGAGCAAUGAAGCUGGUGAAGGGUCUUGAGCACAAUAGUUAAGAGGAGCAGCUGAGGGAACUGGGAUUGUUCAGUCUGGAGAAGAGGAGGCAGAGGGGCAACCUUACUGCUCUCUACAGCUCCCUGAAAAGAGAUUGUAGUGAGGUGGGUGUUUAUCUCUUCUCUCAAGUAGCAAGUGAUAGGAUGAGAGGAGGUGACCUUAAGUUGUGCCAGGGGAUGUUUAGAUUGGAUAUUAGGAAUAUUUCUUUACUGAAAGAGUGGUGAAGCACUGGCACGGACUGCCUAGGGCAGUGAUGGAGUCACCAUCCCUGGAGGUAUUAAAAAAAAAUGUGUGGCACUUUUCGGGACAUGGUUUAGUAGGCAAAGUGGUGGUGGGCUGACAGCUGGACUUGAUCCUAGAGGUCUUUUCCAACUUCAGUGAUUCUAUGAUUCUAAGUAGCAAGAGUUAUGAAAAAGGAAGAAGCAAACCUAAAGCCUCACUGAGGUGCAGUGCCAGGGUAGGUGGGUUGGGGGAAUGUGGAAGAGGAGAGGACUGGAUGAGUUCGAGUGAGGGGUGAUUGGUGACAGGAGUUACAAAGAAGACAGGUGAAACGGUUGUAUGAAUCUAUUUUUGGGCUUUACCCUCUCCUGCGAGGUGAUGUUGGCUCUCACCCCUUUUAGCUAAGUCCAGGCUGCGCUUCAAAUAAACCCCUGCAUUACAAACAACUUGUAUAUAUUUUUUUUAAACUCCUCAGAAGACUUUACAGGUUCUAUUCUGAGAUCGCCAAACUUUUUACUCUUUUGGGGAGCAGGGUGUUACCUAUGGAAACUUUCAUUUAGACUGUGUAAAUGGGAGCUCUGUAAGAAGUACAAUCAUUGAACACAUUUCCAGUUGCUCUGUCGGGAGGCUGUGCUCAUCUACUCUCUGUCAAGAUUUGAGUCACUGCAUAUGCCUUUCUCUCAUUUUUUUUAUACACGUUUGUCUAUUUUCACAAACCAAAAGGCACAUAGAAGGUCUAUUCUCCUUGCACUUACAGCUUGGAUGUUUAAGUCUGAUUUCCUUAGGCAGCAAAGCUGAAAACGCCUGAACAGAGAUUAUGUGAGCUGCUGCAUUCGUCUUCUGACAUCUUACGCUCAAUACUCAUGGUAUGUCUGAAGGACAGAUCUGUGUUCUGAAUGUACCAGAUUGUCCUCAUGAGUACUCCAGUGGAGAAUGUCCAUGAUCUUCUUUGCCUGUGUGGUGCGGGUGAGGGACGGACUUCCCCUCUCAGCCUCCACAGAUUUUCAUUUCAGCCAGGAUUUUCUGGAAUGCAGAAAGAGAUUAAAGGCGUUAUCUGCAAUUCUGGCACGGUAUCCAAGUCGAGGCACGGCAAGAGGACGUGACCUUAGCAUACAUUUCCUUUCUUCUGGCGAUAUUGCCUGCAUGGCAAUCUGUUCCAGCAAUUACUCAACCAUCAUGGCAUUUUGCUUCCUGGAAGAGCUUCAGUGGGAAUUUGCUGCUUCCUACGAUACAACAAGCAUCGGCUUAGCUUCCAGACCGUAUGCUUUUCUUGAAUUUGAUAAUGUUAUCCAGAAAGUGAAAUACCGUUUUAACUGUUCGAGUGGCUCUCGAAUGAAGGCCAACUGGGAGAAGAUGGAGGAGGAGCUGAAGUUCCAGCCCCCAGUUCAGCUGAAGCUGGAGGAUACAGAGCUGAUGAAUGGGAUGACUAACGGUGGGCAUGCUGGUGUUCAUGUGGAGGUUGUCCCUACUUACAGAAUGCAGCGUGUGACUCCCCUGGGGAUUCUGUCGCUUGUUCUGAACAUCAUGUGUGGAGCCCUGAACCUCAUUCGAGGAGUUCACCUAGCAGAGUAUUCAUUUCAGGAGGAUCAUGAAGGAAUUGGAAAUGUGGUAGCUUUUUUUAUACCUUUUCUAGCCUGUGUUUUUCAGUGUUACUUGUACCUCUUCUACAGCUCAGCAAGGAAGGUGAAGACUUUUGUACUCUUUUUCUCUGUUUGUUUAUGCAACGUUUAUUUGUACGGAUUACGGAACCUCUGGCAAAUAGCCUUUCACAUAGGAGUGGCAUCUCUUUCUUCUUAUCAGAUACUGACGAGGCAACUGGUGGAGAAACAGCCUGACUGCGGAGUAUGAAAAAGACUUUGGGUUUACUGUUCUAUUUUUACAACUUCUUUUGUAUUAAACUGGCCAAAAAUAGCUUGGAGUAUUUUAAAAUAUUUGUGACAAUGGUUAUUGCAAGGGGGAUAUUUCAGAGCAACUCAAAAUAGGGUAGGAUACAGCAGUCGUGUCAAACACACAGUGAGGUAUUUAACAUGGCAUGUGGUAAUUGUGCAUGGUAGAUUUUGUCAGGUGUCAUCAGCAGAUGGAGGUUCUCCUGACCAUGAACAGGCUUUUACUUCUUGACUAAUACCAUCUAGACAGCAUUUUGCCACUUAUCGGACUGGCUUGUAACAGUUUGGCAGGUCAAUGUCUUGCCAAAUAUGUACUAAAAUGAAGAUAAAUUGAUCAGCAACAUUUUUGUCUAUAGAAUUUGUAGAGCAUUAAGAUUCUUGGUAAAUGUAAAGUAAAGGAGUUGUUUGCCAGAAUUAGAUGAGUUCAAUAUCCGUGGGAAAGAUUAUUAGGGUGAGCAUGAGCGUAAUUUUUCUAGGUUUUGAAUCAAAGGAAAUGGCUGUGGCGCUCUUAAAAACCAUAGAGGCUAUAAAUAUCUCCUGGCUAAACAGUGCAUUGUCAUUAAGUACAUGCUUAUUGGUUAAUUGCAAAUAUGCUUGGGGCAACAUCAAAUAGACCAAGUGAAUAUAUGUAAUCUUUCAGCUCAAGUGGCCUUUAUUUCCUUGGUUAAGGUCACUCUCAGUAUAAGGGUAAUUCCGUGUUUGCUUGGUCUGUACAGAUAAUAAAUCUUCCAAGCCUACUUAUGACAGGCCACUGACUCCUUCACCUUUUGUAAAGCAAUGUAGAGCUGGCGAGUAGAAAGCCAUUUCCAGUAAUGGAAAGCAAGAGCAGGUUCUCUUUAUUAUUUAAACGCCUUUAGUUAACGAUGUUGAGUUCUUACACUAAGAUGAAUUUAUGAGUGUGCACUUUUGAAUAGAGCUGAACUCCUUAACUGCUGCUGCACUGGAUGUUCUUGUAUGUAAUGUAUUGAGGCGCAUAUGGGCAUUUUAGAACAUACUUGAAUAAUUCAGGCUGUCUGUUUGAAAAAAUGCAUAGCAUUUUGAUGCAGGUGUCCGUGAAGGGCUGUAGAGUCUCAAACUGAGAAGAUGUAGAGAACUGUAGGUGUGUUAUCGUGGAGGUGAAGUCCUAGAUUUUCUUUGAUUUUUUUUUUUGUCUUGGGAAACUGUUUUCUGGUCAUCCCAUUUCUUCCACCAAACAUUUCUCACCAAAGAUUUAUUUUCCUCUCACAUUGUCUCUACCUCUGGUGGUUGCAAAGAGAUUAACGUGAUGCAGAGUUGUCUUCCUCAGUCUGCAGUUUAGUAGGAAUGAUGGAGGAAUAUUUUAGCCAGCCAGUUAAGAGGGCAGUUAGAGCUGCAUGGCACGUAAGGGAAUACUCUUCUGUUAUAAGGGAGUGGAUUGAAAUUGUUUUGUCUGUCAUUACCCCAGUUUUUUUCCAGAUAUAAGUGGAGAAAUUAAGCCAGAAUUCAACACCAUAUUGAGCCCGCAGAUGAGGGGGGUUUUAGCACUGACAAGCUUUAAGUUUCCAUGCUGUUCGCCCCUAGUUUUACUUGGUGAUAGGAGCCAACUCCAGCUCUUGCUCUUUUAGUGUCCAUCAGUCUCCAGAGUCCGAAAGAGCUUUACUGUCUCUCCAUGAGCUUAAAUAAAGCUCACCUGUUAUGGCUUAAGACAUGCAGAGCAUUUACAUCUGGGGCAUGGGGCCAGAGAACCAUUAUCUGCUUUCUAUUCCUUAUCCUUGAUUUGAGCUGAUGGGAAGAAGCUUGUAAUGUUCCUGAUGCUUCCCGAGCAUCCGACUGUUUGCUUUAUCAUAAAACAAAUACAUCCCUGUGCCAGGUGAUGUUGGCAACAGCUCUGCAAUCAGAGUGAUAGAAUAAGCUGUUUAGAUAGCUUGUGUAAUUAAUGUAAUUAGAGUGGAUAAAGAUAAAAUUCAGCUUUGGGUUAAUAUUUUCUUUUCCCUGAAAAUGUUUCAGUAAAAUCAAACAAAACCAGUUGCUUCAGUUCUGCCUUCGUGUAAGCUGUUUUUUGCUUUGUGGAGGAUGUGACCGUAUCUCUCCUACUAAAAGAACAAAGCUCUUGUUCGCUGUUAGUUUUAAUCCCUUUGCAACCUCUGUUUCUUUUCUCCCUGUAGUAUGUGUAAAUGUUAUUAAGGAAUCCACAUGGAUUAAUACAUACGCGUUAGUAUCUGCACACUUUGUAGAUUUGGAGUGAAAUUCAGGGAUGAGGCAGAGCACGCAUAGUUUGACCUAUUUUUAAUAUUCUUAUUUCGAAUGUCUCCUUCGUAUGGUAUUUAUGCAGUUAAACUUCUUCCUCUGGUGAAACAGAGAAGAACUGAACAGUUUACAUUGAUCUCAGUGCUUUAAGAUUUAAUAAAAAAGGAUGACUUGCAGUUUGAGUACAAGAAAUCUGACUCAUAACAUGGGAUUAUGCCUGCAUUGAAUCAAGUCCCCAAACAGGAAUCCAUCCCUUUUUGUUCAACUUUGAUACUAUUUAAUGUGGUUUGAAUCACAUCUCCUUAAUUCUGUCAGUUUUCAAGAUAAGUCUUUUGGAAACUCUUUUCCGCACCCAGGAGCUCAGCGCAAGAAAAUUGACAGAGAAUAAACUUCAUCAAUUUAAAGAUUUGCAGUGCUUGGUCACUUAAUGAAGCUGAUAAUUUUCGGUUGAUUUGGGUGGUUUUUUUUUUUUCUUUCUCCCAAAGAUUUGUUAAGUUUGUAGAAGGUGGGCUGGUACCUUUUUAGACAUUUUUGCACUGUAUUAAUAAUUAAACCUGUGUAAAUGUAUAAAAUAAUUUUGCGUGUGUAUGUAUAUAUGUACAUAUAUCUAAUA
Cuculus canorus (common cuckoo) is the source of this 7251-nucleotide messenger RNA. It is a transcript of the gene SEC22C, whose product is annotated as SEC22 homolog C, vesicle trafficking protein. NCBI's taxonomy places the organism in Eukaryota, Metazoa, Chordata, Aves, Cuculiformes, Cuculidae. The transcript has 8 exons. The record is from RefSeq and is a predicted model, not a curated record. The coding region runs from base 3481 to 4395 and encodes 304 amino acids. Gene Ontology annotation, biological process: endoplasmic reticulum to Golgi vesicle-mediated transport.